Messenger RNA from Schizosaccharomyces japonicus yFS275, 3182 nucleotides. Its product is annotated as DUF544 family protein. The transcript is spliced from 3 exons. Bases 67 to 1197 code for a protein of 376 amino acids. The record is from RefSeq and is a predicted model, not a curated record. Gene Ontology annotation, molecular function: K48-linked deubiquitinase activity; cysteine-type deubiquitinase activity. Lineage: Eukaryota; Fungi; Ascomycota; Schizosaccharomycetes; Schizosaccharomycetales; Schizosaccharomycetaceae.
GUUACGCUAGCCAUCCUCGUUCUUUCCAAUAAGCGAUUCCCGCCAUCUUAACCCGCUGAAACUACCAUGUCUGAAAUAGCAAUUCCAGGCGGAUUAAAGCCCAAAAGUGAGCCAAAAGAAGAAAGUAAGAGUAGUACCAGUUAUGCUACAAAAUCAGUUGAGUUCUGGGUGUCAGAGAAAGGUGUUUAUGAACGAAGACGGAUUGUUUGUCAAACAGAAAAUGGUCCUUGCCCCAUUAUUGCCUUGAUAAAUUGUCUUGUAUUGAAAUCAACUCCGGCAAAGGAAUUCAAGCUGCCAGAAAAGAAGCGCCUUACGGAAGAGCAAUUGAACGCGCUUCUCGUACAAUAUGCAGAGCAAUACAAUCUCGGAAACGUGAAGGAUGAUAAGUCUGCGAUGGACAACUUACAAAACAAUCUUGCUACAAUGCAUUUUGGACAACAACUGAAUCCAUGUUUAUUCGACGUACAGAAAUUUGCCUACGGGGACGAAGUAUUUCGUCUCUUUGACAUACGUCUUGUCCACGGCUGGAUUUUAUCACAAGAGGACCUUAACGCAAACGAAGAAGGGACAUUCGAGCUGCUGCAAAAAAUUCCUUAUUAUGAGGAGAUUGCUGACAAACUUGUGGAAAGAAGUACGCUUCUGGAAAGCUCUGAUACUGAGGAACUUUCUGAGGAACAACUGGAUUUCCUGCAGAAGUCAUCUGUCAUUGCAGACGUGAUGAUGAACCGGUAUUCGAAACAAUUUCUGACACAUGCUGGUAUUAGUAAAAUUCUUGAGCAUGUUGCACCAGGUGAAGUACUGGUUCUGUUUCGUUCCAAUCAUUUCAGCACACUCUUCUCUCAUCCGGAAUCGUUGUCGCUGUUUACUCUUGUUACGGAUUCAGGUUAUAUUAAUGCAGGUAACGACGUUGUAUGGGAAACAUUUGAUGAUCAGGUUGUUGAAACGGGAAACGGGGAACUCUGCUCAGCACACUUUGUCCCCACUGUGCUAAUUAUUCAACGGCGCAAAGAAGCGAACCGUUCUCAAGAAGCUCGGGACAAACUAUAUGCUAAGCAGCUUCAGCAGAAAGAGAACCAACGGGAGUCUCGGACGAAAACAUCAAAGCAGCAACACCCUCCUACUCGACCAAAGGUUUCUUCUACAAACAAGCAUUCUUCUCGGAAAAAAGAAGAAUUGAAACCUUGUAUUAUUUCCUAAACAUCCAUCUAGCUGUGUUAAUGAAGGACAAUGCACAUUAAUGUUCUAUUUAUACAAAUAUUUGAAUCUGAGAACCCGCAGAAACCAUCCAUCCUUUUUCAUCCCUCGAGGUGUCGUUAAACCAUGUACUUGACGAUGCUGAAAUUUGAUCCGGUGAAUUGAGAACAUGUUCCGUGUUGAAAAGUGGAUCCUCUAGUGACCAGAAACGGACAACAUUCUUUUCUCCAGCUGCUAGAAUUGUCGUGUUUGUCUCAUCAACCGACAAAGGUGUCACCCGUUGAUACUCAUUUCCAUAACCCACAUACUGAACAAGUGGUUCGGACUUGUGUUCUCGAAUAAAUCUCAGAUCGUAUAAUGCCAUUUUACAAUCUAAUCCACAAACUAUUAUCUUUGGUUGAGAGGGUGUGACAACUCUCAUAUUGCAUACGCUUGAAACAUGGCGACACAAAACAGCAGCUCGACGACGGUUUGACUGCCUUGUAUCUAUUGCCAAGACAUUUCUGUUUCGCAAACCUGCAUAUAACAUUGCGGUAUUGGCAUCGUGCAUACCCUGAAGAGAAAAUACUUCACUUUUUGUAUGUAAAAUAUUUGACAUGGAUUGCGCAUGCGCAUCGAAUAAAGCAAUUCGAUUGCACCCUCCCAGAGCAAAUGAGUUUGAAGAGCGAAUUUUAUAGCUGCAUUGAAUAUCUGCUAUGAGCUCAGUGCUCACAGUUGUUAAUGAUUGCACUUCUAGUUCAUUAAGGAAGUUAACUCGUGAAAAAAACGCCUUGCUUGAGGCGUUUCCGGAAGCUUUCGUUGUCCAAAAUGCAUUCCCAUCUUCAGAAAUUUGUACGGAUGAAAUGCCCGUUUGCGAAAAACUUAGAUCGAAGGCGCUCAACGAUAACCGGGUUGUCUCUGGAUCCGUACUACGUAACUCCUCUAAUAUUUUCGUCGCACAAACAAGACCGGCUUGUGUACCCACGAGAAGAAUUUCAGAGGAUGUUUCCGGAGUAGCCAUAUGUGUAAUGGAAUCUUGUGGAGUCAUAUUACUGAAUUGUACUGUACUCUUAGUGUCUAAAAACUUUGUUUGUAUGCGCUCUUUGCACAUGGUACCGCCUAGACUCCUGUUAAGCAACAUUGAGUACAUUGUUGGAGGGGGUUUUUUGUUUUUCUUCUCUUCUUGCCGCUUCACUUGAUUUGCCUUUCGCUUCCGCUUCUGCUCUCGUCCAACCUGACGAACAUGUUGUACUGUGUACUCCAUGCUGCUAGGAUUGGCCUGUGUUGCGGAUUGCAAACGAAAAUACCUAUUUCUUGCUUCAUCGAAAACAAAACCUGGAAUAUGAGGAGCAACCAUUAUUGACCCGCAAAAGGAUCUAUUUGAGAGCCUUACUCAGUUUUAAACACUUAAUUGCAGCAAGGAAUCGUUUCGGAACACCUUUAAGGGAAUAAUUGUAAAAUAAUAGUACUAAACAUCCACAAAUCCUCGUCCCCGUCGGUGAAGGGUGUUAGAGGAAAAAUUAUUUCAGUAUAUGCUAGCGAUUGAGUGUUACAAGCAUAGAAAAAUGUAGAAUUAGAGUAGAACACCUCAGAAAGGAUGAACAGGAGGACGAUGCUUAGCUUUCGUUUUGUUUUAGUGAAGCUGUUUUAACGUGCCUGAAGAUGUAGCAACAACACACGGUAUUAUUCGCUUAGACAUAUGGUACACGAUAAACGAGUAAAAGGUAUACUAACGGGAGAGUUUCCGUCGCACUUACUCAAACGUUUUAAGUGCUGCUUCCAAAACCUCACGAGCAAACUUUACUUUAACUUGAUGUCUAGCAGAGCCAAGAGCUCCAAGUUGGGUUAUGUUGGCCUGAAUGUUCUGAAGGACGGGCUGAACAAGGGAGUCAGUGAGUGUUUUGCUUUCCACUUGAAGAGCACGGAACUGGAAGAAGGCAUGCACAAUGCAAGACACUCGAAGAACGGACAAGUCAUCGUCUUCAUCAACAUCCAACCCUAGCUUAGAC